UUUGACGAGGAUGGUUAAGCAACGUGUUGCAUUGCACACAAUAUGAUGCCAUGCUGAUCACUUGAGAAUUUAACCACUUGUAUCACCGAUCGUGUAAUUAAAACGUAUCCGACCGACAUGCGUUGCUUCAUAAUCAAGUGGGAUUUGAAUUUACACAACUUCAUAGAUAUUUUUUUUAAAUAUGAAACUUAAAAUAAAAUUUGUGUGCUUUUUCAUUUUUGUUGGAGCUUUUCUUGCAGUUUUAUACGACUUUAAACUCUCUUCAUUCCGCUUAAAAAUCACUUGGAAGAAAUCAAGUAAAAAUAGUACAGAGGAGAGACAGAGAACGGCAAAUGGCGUAGACAAUGGAUUCGUUUAUGACAAUGAAAAGCUGUUCCUCGAACCAGCCGUACAUACAGACUUCCCAUCUGCAGAUGGACAGCAACCAAAAAUACCCCAUAUUAUUCACCAGACUUAUAAAGAUACUAAUGUUCCAAACCAAGCCGACCCAUUCAUCAGAUCGUUUAUCAACCAUAACCCUAACUGGACGUAUUAUUUUUGGACGGACGACUCCGCCAGGAAGCUGCUUACAGCCAGAUACCCAUUUUUCUUGCAAGUCUGGGAUAGGUACAAGCAUUACAUGCAUCGUGCGGACGCUAUGAGGUAUUUCAUUUUACAUCAGUUUGGCGGAGUAUACGCUGACCUGGACAUGGAAUGCUUACGACCCCUCGACCAUGUCACAAGGAAGUUUUCGUGUAUUUUCCCACCAGAACCUUUUCCCAACAGUGUAUUUGGUCUCAGCUGGCCUUAUAUUAUUAACAACGCAAUUAUACUGUGUAAGCCAGGUCACCCGUUUUUGGAAUACAUGAUGCAUGACUUGGAGAAGACGGCAACACGAAAAGAAAUUCUUGUAGUUGCAGGUCCUGCGUUUGUUACUGAGGAAUAUGGUAAAUACAUGAAAGUUAUGGAAAAGAUCAUGAACCACUCGAAGACGUCGACAAACAAGCUAAGUGCAACCGAGCCGUACUUUUAUCAAGCGCUGAAGUUGCCUACUGAAAUCGACGAUCGGUUAGUCUAUGUUCCAAACACACACUAUUUUAUGAAUACCUUUUCUCCAGUACAUAAAAUUCAUGAAAAAAUAGCAGCCUGUGCGUACUGGGAUGAAGGCAUGAACAUUACACAAUGUCAACAACACAACAGCAACAGCUCGACGUGUGAUCGCUGGAUAAAACCUCCUGUUCCGUCAAAAGAUGCAUGCAAAACCAAGAAGUUCAUUUACUGUAACAAGCCUAACGAGUUGCAGAAAAAGGCUUGUCAUGAAUUGGCAAGGAAUGACAUGCAACUGAAGGAUCAAUUACGAUACACGUUCACAAAGCAUAAUUACUUCGGAUCUUAUAAUAAUCAAAAGAAAUAUAAAGAGACUAUUAGCAUAUUUGAUAUCGCUCCUCAUGCAAAUGUUUACACUAAUUUGACUACGGUUUAACUUUGAUGGAUAAAGACACAUAUGACGUCACUAUAUUAUGUGGUGUACAUCUGGGGACUAAGGUAUAUAGAAUAAGCAUACUAUAAUAAUGGCUGAAUCGACAUAUUUAUUCUGCAAAAGAGCAUUCUUAUUCCAUGUGCCAUUUUCAUACAUACCAUGCAUAUAUGUUCACCCAUACAUAAUCUAAUACUACGUGAAUAUAAGUGGCUAUUCAUAGUUUUCCGCCAUUUUGUUUUCUGGGAACUGGCAAGUGCGUCAUGAUACAUCGUUUUAUUUCCCAACAUGAAUGUUAUUUACAACUUUUACUGUAAUCUUAUUCUGUCCUACAAGAUAAUUUGUUAAAUGAAAACUGAUACAUUGUAAUAUUCGCGCCUUCCUAACUGUAAAUUUUAAGGUUAUAAAAUUAUGUUGACUUAUAGAGAUACUUAUGUUCCAAAACAAGCCGAGCCGUUCAUCAGAUCGUUUAUAAACCAUAACCCUAACUGGACGUUUCAAUUUUGGACGGACAACUCCGCCAAAAAGCUGAUAACAGACAAAUACCAUUUCUUCGUACAAGUCUGGGAUACGUACAAGCAUUACAUGCAUCGUUCGGACGCUAUGAGGUAUUUCAUUCUACAUCAGUUUGGUGGUGUAUACGCUGACCUGGACAUGGAAUGCUUACGACCCCUCGACCACGUCACCAGGAAGUUUUCGUGUAUUUUCCCACCAGAACCAUUUUUCAACAGUGUAUUUGGUCUCAGCUGGCCUUAUAUUAUUAAUAACGCCAUAAUGAUGUGCAAGCCGGGUCAUCCAUUUUUGGAAUACUUGAUGCAUGAUUUGGAGAAGACGGCAACACGAAAAGAAAUUCUAUACGUCGCAGGUCCUGCGUUUGUUACUGAGGAAUACGGUAAAUACAUGAAAGUCAUGGAAAAGACCAUGACUUACUCAAAGACGCCGACUAAGAAGCUAAAUUCAACUGAGCCGUACUUUUAUCAAGCUCUUAUGUUGCCUACUGAAAUUGACGAUCGGUUAGUCUAUGUUCCAAACACACAUUAUUUUAUGAAUACCUUUUCUCCAGUACAUAAAAUUCAUGAAAAAAUAGCAGCAUGUGCGUACUGGGACGAAGGAAUGAACAUUACACAAUGUCACCAAAUCAACAGCUCGACGUGUGAUCGCUGGAUAAAACCUCCUGUUCCGCCAAAAGAUGCAUGCAAAACCAAGAAGUUCAUUUACUGUGUCAAGCCUAACGAAUUGCAAAAAAGGCUUGUCAUGAAUUGGCAAGGUAUGACAUGCAACUAAAGGAUCAAUUACGAUACACGUUCACAAAGCAUAAUUACUUCGGAUCUUAUAAUAAUCAAAAGAAAUAUAAAGAAACUAUUAGCAUAUUUGAUAUUGCUCCUCAUGUACAUGUUUACAGUAGUUUGACUUUGAUGGAUAAAGGCACAUAUGACGUGACUUUAUUAUAAUGUUAUUAAUUUGGUGAUUUCAUAUUGGCCUAGUUAUUUGUCCGAGGUAAAAUGUAUUUGCCUGAGCUCGAUCAUUUCGUGCGCGUCGUGAAAUCUGUAUCUGCAAAUAUCCACUUGAGUCGAAUAAAACCUCCCGGAUCAAAACUCAGUUCUAAUAACCGGCUUGUCGAUGUAUAUAUAUAUAUAUAUAUUUAAGCAAUGCAAAUAUACGUUGGACGUUUUUGGAAAUAGAGAGGACUUUGUUUUCCCAUGUUCCCAUCAUUAAAUUAGACGCCAUCCUGACAGAUUAAGGAGAGCCAGAUGUGGUUGGUUUGUUGGUUUAUGGGUUGAUCUGUCGGUCGGUCUCUUUAAGUAGGCUUGUAUCUCAGUGUUUACUGCAUUUUUGUGUAAAUAUGAGCAAAAUGCCAAAGACCUAAAUAUGUUAUAAAUAAAAGAUAAUAAUCGCUUAAGCAUUUAAACAGAUUGCUUUAAUUAAUCCUGCAAAGCAAACCACAUCGUGUUAGGCCACUAUUGUUCGUCUUGUAAUCUCACUCUCGAUUUCGUUUUCUGAGUAGAAUCCAACACUGGAGACCUUUAUGAUGGGUCAAAGAAGUUUUCUGUAUAUGUUUUUUUAAUA
Molecule: messenger RNA, 3523 nt
Organism: Mya arenaria
Lineage: Eukaryota; Metazoa; Mollusca; Bivalvia; Myida; Myidae
Exons: 2
Coding region: 182-1462 (426 amino acids)
Biological process (GO): mannosyl-inositol phosphorylceramide biosynthetic process
Molecular function (GO): mannosyltransferase activity
Source: RefSeq, a predicted model, not a curated record